Molecule: messenger RNA, 870 nt
Organism: Iphiclides podalirius (scarce swallowtail)
Lineage: Eukaryota; Metazoa; Arthropoda; Insecta; Lepidoptera; Papilionidae
Source: the annotation of a GenBank genome assembly
AUGAAAACAUCUCGUUGGGUCGUGGAACACACUUUGGCUCCAUUUGUCGGAAUCGAUGCACACGCGAGUUCGCGGGAGCAAUCGGGCAGGCCCUCCGGUGGAGCCUGGAGCCGGAGGGGCGGGGGAGGGGCCGGGGGAGAGAAACGGGCGCGCAUUUCCGAGGCGUCCAGCCCGUCGCCGAGGACCGAGGGCUCCCAGGAGCAGAAGAGCCCCACGUGCUCGCCGCCCCCCUCCACGCCGCCGCCGCCCUCCCCCUCCGACCACGACCUCAACGUGGAGGAGGAGCUCGAGGAGCACGAGCCCUCCCUCACGCCCGAGAACCUCUCCAUGAAGGAGAGGGACGACGUGAAGAGGGAGGACGACAAAUGGGAGAGCCCCGACUUGAAGUACAAGUACAGGCAGAGGAGCGCCGCCGAAAACGUCGCCGAGGAGCCGGCGCCCCUGCACAAGUCGCCCGUGGACGUCCUCAUGAAGGUGUUCCCCCGCCGCGGCCGCCACGAGAUCGAGGCCAUCCUGGCGCGCUGCAAAGGGGACGUGGUGGCCGCCAUGGAGGCGAUGGUCAACGGCCAGGACGGCGCGUACACGAGCCCCGACUCCCCCUACUUGCAGUACCAGUCCAAGUCGGCCUUCUCGCCGCUGACCCACCAGAGCUUCAAGUUCUCGCCGUCGCGCCGCUUCCUCACGCCGCCGUACAGCGGCACGGGCUACCUGCCCACCGUGAUUCGGCCCCCGCCCGACUACCUGCCGCCCUUCCUGCCCCCCGCCGAGAUGAUGUACGGCCGCCAGAUGCAGCUGCCCUCGCCCGGCACCUCCCCCACCUCCCCCACCUCCCCCACCUCCGACAACACCAACAACGAGGGCUUCUCCGAC